Cinara cedri is the source of this 8502-nucleotide messenger RNA. The record is from the annotation of a GenBank genome assembly. Lineage: Eukaryota; Metazoa; Arthropoda; Insecta; Hemiptera; Aphididae.
AUGCCAUACAGUUCAGAUACAUCACAAUUUGGAACACUGAAAACAUAUGGGAAGUCUAGAUAUACCCAAGUGUAUGGACAAAAUGAUGAUUUUGAUAAAUUCUUUGGUAUUGAAGAUGUUUUAAAAACAACCUUUAUUUCUCCUGAACAAACUGAUUCAACUAAAAGGUUCAAAAAUGUAAAAAAUCCAGGAAAUAAAGUCAACACUUAUUCAGAAUGGUGGCCAUCAAAAAAUUGUUCAACUGUAAAAAAAAAGUAACUUAUUUAUAUAAUUAUAUAUUAUACAAUAAUACAUAUAAAAUCUGUAGGUAUUAUAAUAUUAUAGUAUAAUUUUAAUUUUAAAAAAAAAUGUAAAUAUUUUACUUGAUUAAUAAAUAUUUAUGUGAAGGUAUAUAAUUUAUUAUAAAUAUUGUAGUCCUAAUAUAUUUUUGAAAAUCACAACUGUCAUUUGUUUUCUGAUUUAUUUUUUAACUUAAAGCAAUUUCUGCCCACACCAAUUAAACCAGACAAGACAAAAUCAUAAUCACAGUAUUUUUAAAGACAAAUUAUUUUCAAUAUUUAUCAGUUUCAAAUUAGACAACAAAACCUAGACAACUUGGUUAGAUAUUUGGCAACCAAUAUAUAUAAACAAUAGACCAUUUUUAUACCUGCGAUCUAUUAUUUAGAACAUUAGAAAUUAUAUAAUCAUUUAACCCUAAUUAUAGGGUGAUUCACUAAGCUUGAUCUUUUAUUUUUAUUUUUUUCUUAAAUUUUGUACAUUUUCAAAUACUUAGAUUUUUCUGAAUAUUUUUGGAAUAUCCUGUGACGAUACCAACUUUAAUAUUUUAAAUGAAAACGUAUAUUAAAAAUUCUAUAAACAGGUGAAGUAUUACUUUAAAUAAAUUUUGACACCAAAAUUAUCCAUAUCACAUCAUUUUAUAGUUCAAAACAGAUCACAGUUAUUAUUAAGUGUUUACAGUCUAAUUUGACCAUAGAGCCGUGUGAAAAACUUGUCAUCAACGACGUUGCAUAUCCUAGUUAGUACCUUAGUACCUUACAUACCUUAGUUUGUAGUUAACUCCAAAAAAUUGUAAGACAGUUGUCUCAUUGUAUAGAUAAAAAAUUGUCCUAGGAUGAUAAUGGGAACGGGUGCAACCACUGUUAUAGGAAAUUUAAUGUUUAUCUGUAAACCAUUAUUAACCAUUGCUAAUGCAAAGACGAUUCCAAGCGAAAUUAGGUUGAUAGUGUUGUUUUGUCAACAAUAUAUAUGUCAUAUUAUGGUAAAAUAAUUACAUAUGCAUUAAACAUUUUCUAUAAUAAUAUUUUUUAUUAUUGUAUUUAUUUUUCCAUUUUUCUUAUUUGUUGGGAAAACUCCUAUGAAAAUCGAAAAAUGACCACUCUAAAGUACCUCCCCCAUCAGAUUUUCUUUCAAAAAAACUGCUACAGUGCUACAUUUGUAAAUCGGAGCAAGACUUCUAGUAGAAAAAUUAUUCACAAAUAAAAAAAAAAACUAUGUAUUUAACCAAUACCUACAUUUCUUGUUCCACUCAGAAUCUAAAAUUAGUUAUAACGAUCAACCAUAAUAUAAGAUAGCACCUUAUAUUGUAGGAUCAUCUCUCAAUGCAAAUAAAUCACUUUAUAAGGAAAAAUUAUAAGUUAUUGUAGUUUAUGGAAUUUUGUAUAUAAUCCUUUAAUUUGACUUUAACAAAUAUUAUUGGGUUUUUUAAAUUUCACACUUGCAUUAAAAUAUUGUUAAAUUAUUUAAAUGUACUAUUAAAUUCUAAUUUCUACUAUCACAAAAGUAAUGACGUAUCGAGGAACCGCCAUAGAUAAAUAGAUUGUGUAAUGCAAAUCAACAUAGGAUUUAAGGGAGAGGAAGACUGAAAAUGUGGUUAGAUGAAAUUGAAAAUAAUAUGACAACAAUUGAUGUAUGCAAAUUGUGAGGUAAGAGAUCAGGUAAAGUGAAAGCUUAGGAUGAGAAUAGUUGGAAUGAAGGCAAAGGAGAAAAAGUUUAUGUUUUAAUAAUUUAAUCACCAUCUAUCAGUAGUUUAAUUUUACCCAAUAAAUGAGUCAGUAAGUAUGUUCUAUUCUAUGAAUCACUAUCUUAAUCCUGUUUACAGAAAAUUGUUUGUUUCAAAGCGAGUGAGCAAGAAUAUUAGGUGGUUAAUGUUUUGUGCCAAUAUUAUAUCUGUCCAUAAAAUGUAAAAUUAUAUUUAGUGUACCUACUUAAUUUUAAUGUAUGUUUUCUUUUGUUUUUUCUUUAAUAUCUUAUAAUCUUAAAAUUAUUAUGUAUAUUGUAUGUUUAAACAAGGGCUACGCCCCUUAAAUUUAAGAAUAAAUAAAUAUUAUUACCCCUUAAUUAGGACAUACUAUUAGCAAAAUCCAUUUUCAUUUUUUCUCAAUGUAUGCUAUCACAAAAUAGUGUUUUUUAACACAGCAUUAUAUUUAUAAUUAAUAUAAUAAUUUUAAAGUUUAUAUAUUUGGUUUCAGAAAUUAUGGAAUUAGUUUUAAUAAGAAAAUCAAAAAAUCAAACUAUUCAAAUAUCGCUGGCAACUCAAAAGGUAUAAAUUAAGAUAAAUUUUAAGGAUUAUAUUUGAUUUCUAAAUUAUAAUUUAUAUUUUAUCUAGAUUAAUAUUUCUUUUACAUCAAUACUGUUGGUGCUGCUCAAAUUUUAAUUUUAUUGCUAGUUUAUGAAAUAUAUUAAGAAUUUUGUUUAUAAUAUUUUCUCUGUAAUUCAUCUAAACUUUUUCUUGAAUUAUUAUUUAGACAUCUUUAUAGUUAUGUCUAUAAUAGCUAAUUUAUAAGACCUAUUAUUUCUAAAAGGGUGCUAUUCAAGUAUAGAUAAAUCUAACUUCAUAUAAAUAAAGCUGAUGCGCAUUGCUUGGUCCAUUUUGGACUACCAUGGGUGUAAUAUUACCCCUACCCACAGAGAAAAUAACUAUAAUACAUUAGUUUAACAACUCAAAAAGAUGACUUUUGUUUUAUAUUUCUAAAAACUGUUUUCAUAGAAAAAAGAUACCAAUUUUUUGUAUUUUUAAUUAACAGUAUGAUAUUCAGGGAUGAAAUUCCUAAAUCAUACUAUUAACUAAUGCUUUAACUAUAUUUAAUCCUAUGUUAUUUAUGCCUAAUAAAUAAAAUGUAAAUAAAUAUUUAAAAUAAUAUUUUAUUUUUAACAGGUUCUCCAAUCUCAAUAAAAAAAAGCAAGAAACCAUAUAACUUUCCCAAAAAAGUUGUAUGUUCUACACCUUUACAAAGAGCUUCGCCAUUCAUCUACACAAAUAAAUUUAAUAUUGCCAGUAUUUCUUCUAAAAAGAAAAAAAUUAAAUAUGGAAGAAAAAAAAAUUUAGGAAACAUCUUUAAUUCUUCAUAUUAUUCUUUAGAAGUUAUUAGUUCAUCAGAUGAUACAUAUUCAAGUGAUCCUAAUUUGUCACCAAUGACAAAUAAUAAACAUAGAUUAAUUGAUAAAUCCGUUCAAUUAUCAGGAUCUCAUCAUCUACAACCACCUAACAAAGAAUUUAUUUUAAACAACAAAUAUAUUACAAAUGCAACUAGUGGUUAUGAUGAGCUUGAAACCGAAAAAUAUUAUAAACCAAAUUUAAAUAAACCUGAUAAAUCAAAAUCGAGUAAAAAGAAAAAAAGGAGUACUUCAAAAGAAAAAACGUUUAAAUGGUGUAUAAAUACUAUGGAUAUUUUGCAUAAAAAAAUUCCCAGCACUUUUGAAGAAUUGUCUAACACAAGCUAUAGCAUUGAAGAAAUUACAAAUUUGGAGAAGAGUUUAAUGAAUCAGAAUUGUGAAUCACUUACAGUUUUUCAUGAAACUAAGAAUUAUAUUAAACAGAAUAAUCCACCAGCAUUUCCUGAUUUAAUAAGUAGAGAAUCAUUACAAUCUAUAAAAACCACAAGUGUAAGUUCACCUGGAGAAGAUUACUUUAGUGCAACAGAUGAAGCCAUUAAGUGUCCUCAAACAUACAUUGCAAAUGAAUCUAAAUUGUCUAACAAUUCUUUAUAUGUUUCUUGCCAUCAGCUUGUAGAAAACCACGGAUCUCUAAAGUCUGCUUCUAUCAUUGACUUCAAUGUUUCUGAAGAUGAUCAAAUAUCUAUUGAUAAAUCAAAAAAUGUCAACCACAAAUUAUCUGAAUUGGCUUGUGACAAUUAUACAUGUACAAUAGAAAAUGUUGAAUCUUUUGCAUUGAAUAAAUCAUGUUUUAACCAAGAUAAUACUAAUAAGUCAUCUGAAAAUGCCUUUAAUAUUGAAUCAACAAAUGAUAUUGUUCUAAGCAUGAUUAAUAAGUCAAAUGGGUCUGUUGUUUUUAAUGAAAAUUCAUUUGAAUCAGUUGAAAACAUUAAUCUUAGUUCUGAUAAAAUUGUUCCUUCAGCAUCUGAUUUGUUUGUUUUAUCAAAUAUAACAAACAUGUUGUCUGAUAUAACAAUUGAUCAAAGUGCUAAUAUGUAUAAACAAAAUCCUAUGGAUUCAAAGGAAAACACCAUUUUGAUGGCAACCUCUAGUAAACAUUUUUUCAAAAAUAAUAGUUUAAAACAUAACAAUAUACAUGCUAAAUCAAAUAUAUCAUAUAACAAUAAAAAUAUAUUAAAUCAAUCAUUGCAUACACCAUUUGAAUUGUGUGAAUAUUUAGAUAAUACUGUUGUUUGUCAUUCUGAUUUUUCAAAAUUGAAUGUUAAUAUGAAAAAUGAAUCAAUUAAUUCUAAUAAUAGUUUUAUUGUUACCAAUAAUGCUUCUUUUGAUUUUGAUAAUAUAUCUACUAUAAAUUACAAAGAAGAUACUAUGUAUGGAGACCAUACAAAUGUUUCCUAUGACGUAUCUGAUGAGUUACAAUCUAUAACUUGCAAUGUAUCUAAAAACAGAAAAAAAAGAUAUGCUUCACGAUUCAAUAUUUGUGUUAAUGAUAUUAUUGAAAACCCGACUGAUGAUAAUCAAAUUAAGGAACAAAACCCACCAUUACUCUUAGAACCAGGUAAAAAGUGGCGAAGAUCAAUGAUAGGUAUACUGAAAAAACAAUCUAUAGGUAAUACUUCCAAAAAUUCAACUUAUUUUGGGUUUUUUAAAAUACAUUUUAUAAUUUACAGAUUCCAAUUUCCAUCAAAGUAUUUUAGAUAGAAGUAAUAUUUUUAAAAAUUCUAUUUGUCGCUCGAGCCAUUCAUUGAACAAUUCUUCCGGUAAUUAAAAAUUUAUUUUAAUACGUAUCACAAAAUGUAUGUACCUAUUUAUAUUCAUGAUUAUACACUUACUCCCAGAAAGUUUUUUUUUAUAUGUCAUUGAUUGACUAUUAAUAGCACAUAUUAUGAUAAAAAUAAUUUAAUUUCUUUAGGUUCGGAAAAUGAAAUUGCCAAAAACUACAUUUUCAGUAUGUGCAAUCAACAAAAACCAGUUUCUUUUGAGUCGUGGUUAAGACCAAAGUAUAUAUUAUUAUUAUUAUUAAUAUUAUUUGUAUAAUGAUAAUAAUUUAUUUUCAGGCUUAAAAGAAAAUGGAAAAAGGUAGGUGAAGGUUUAUAUUCAGAAGCAUUUAACUAUGCAAUGGCAAGGACUAAUACAGUAGUCAAAAUCAUUCCUGUAGAAGGUGAUAUCAAUAUAAAUAAUGAGAGACAGAAAAUGCUAUUUGAAAUAUCCAGCGAAUUAUUAAUUGCGACAGCACUUACUGAGCUCUCUAGUAGAAAUAAUUGGAAUAAAACUCAUUCAUUUUGUAAACUAAAAAAUCUUUCUUGUGUUCAAGGGAAAUACCCUGAACUUUUAAUUAAUCUCUGGACCCAGUAUGCAGAUGAUAAAGGUAAAAUUUUGAAAUGUAGUUAAAAAUGUAUUGCUAAUAAUUGUCAAUAUAAUAUUAUAUAUUAUUAUACUUUUAUUUAAUAUGCCAUUUUCUAAAUACAUAAAAUAUGCUUGUUUAAAUGUAUUAUUUUAUAGGUACAGAUAACGACAAUCCCAGCAUUCUUCCUGAAGAUCAAAUCUUUAUCAUAUUAGAAAUGGAAGAUGGUGGCACAAAUAUGGAAGACUUUAUAUUCGAAUCAGCCACGCAAGCAUUAUUUGGAUUUAUCCAAGUAUGUACUUAAUAAAUACAUGCAAGUAAAGUAACAAUUUUAUAUUGUAUGCAGAAACAGUUUCAAAUUUUUCUUGUUUAAAUUAAAUACACCAAAAUAGAACUGAUUCUUCUGAUGGAUGUAGCACUUUUGUAGAUGAGAAGUUGGGAGCAGAACACAACUUUUGGCAAGGGAGUACCUCAACUAAUAUAUCGUACAUUUUUAGUAUACCUCUUUUCAUUGUUUUAUGUGUAUUGCAUUUAAUGGAUGUACUGUGACAGUCUCGCACUGGUUAGGUUGAGUUCAACCAUUGUAGGAAACUAUUUUUAUUUUUAUUUUUUUUUUUUUUUGUCAAUUUCAACACUGGUUGGGAAAGUAGUAUGUACGUAUUAAUUUAAUUUAUAUCUUUACACAAUGAUAUAUCAUUUUAUCAGAACAAAUUACGAUUCUGAUUGAAGUUCUAUUAAAUAUAUUUUUAAUUACCAGUAUUUGUUUUUCUCCCCAAAUACAACUUGUGAUAAAAUUUAAACAUUUCAAAUAACUAUAAUAUUUAAAAAUAUAAGCAAUAUAUGUUUAAAAUUUACCUUCUCUAAAAAGUUCUGAUAUUAUUAUUCUGUGGAAAUUUCAAGUUUCUGCAAUUAUUUUAAAUAUUAUUACUAAAUUUUUCGUACAUUUUUUUCAUAGUUUUUCACUAUUGUUAAAAUGAAUUACACGUGAUAUCAAAAAAUAUCUUUAAUAAUACACAGGGAGCUUGAAUAUAGUCCAGCAAUUCAUUAAUUUACCAAAUGUUUAUCAUACUACUUAUCAUUACUGAUAAUUUAUCAGUUUUGUAUUGUUUUUAAAUUUAAAAUAUUGAAUUUAUUCAUUAUAUAUUUUCAGUUAGUUUUUGGAUUAGCUGUAGCAGAACACCAUUUGAAUUUUGAACACAGGGAUCUCCAUACAGGCAAUAUUCUUGUCAAAAAAAUUGCAACAAGGAAACAAAUUGUAUAUACGUUGGAUGGAGAAAUAUACUCUGUGCAAUCAUAUGGCAUUAAGGUAUAUAUAAAAUAACACUAAUGUAAUACAAGUUUUAAGUAAAUUUGAUUUCUAAUAUUUUCAUACAAAUUUUUGUAUGCAUAACAUUGAUAUCAGAUAUACUGUUUAUGAGUAGUGGAUACUUAUUUCAGCUAUAAGGAGUAGGUGUAAAAUAUUAAAAAUAUUGUUGUUAAAAUAAAACCUAAACUAUAAUGAUAAGAAGAAAAAAACAAAAAUCAAAUUCACUUAAAAUAUUCUGAGAAAAUUGGUGGUUCUUAUUAAAAUAAUCACAUUGUAUACAUAUAUUUUAACGUUAACUGAAUAGUUUUAUUAAUUUGUUUUAAUGCAAUUAGAUUAGGUAUUUUUACUUGUAAUAAUAAAUCAGUAAAAACAGUUUGAAUGAAGAUUAUUUAGCAUUAUUUAAUAUAAUUGUACAUUUUUAUGUAUUUUAGUAAAGUUCUGAAAAUAAAAUCAUUCAUAAAACAUUGUUUUUGGUAGAUUUGAUAACAAGUUAAUUUCAACACACAUUUUUAUUUUUUUCUCGCAUUUAUCAUAGUAAUUUUCAACUUUGAAAAACUAACCACAAAGUCUAAUAAUAAACAUAUUAUUUGUGUUAAAUUACACAUCUGUAAAGUUACCCUUCAGUUAUAUUUACUUUUGGGAUGUACAAUUGUAACAAAAAAGUAAUAACCAUAAAAUGAAAUACUAAAUUCUGGUUUAUAAAUGUUCUAAAAAAUUCAAUUAUUUUAAAAUAUGUUAUAUACAACCUUAUAAAAUCUUGUCUUAUAAAUUUGUUGAAUUUAAUUAAUAUAUUAGAAAAUUCAAGUAACAUUUUCAUAUUUGGUGCAAUUUGGUUAUUUUUUUCAAUUUACUCCGAUUUUCCUUAAUAAAUUUAUAAUCAUUACUUCAUCAUGUUUAAUUUAUUUAAUUUUUUCAUACUGACCAUUAUUAUUGUCUAAUAGAAUUAAAAAAUAAAUGAUUUUAUAUUUGAACGGUUUUAUUAAUAAUUUCCAAUAUUAAUUACAUUAUGUUUUAUUUAUACAGAUCACAAUCAUUGACUUUACAUUGAGUAGAAUGACGUAUAAUAAUAAAUGUAUUUACAAUGAUCUCUCUGUAGAUUUUGAACUUUUUAAUGGGGUAAUUGAUGACACAAGCGAUUAUCAAUUUCAUAUAUAUCCCAUGAUGCGAGAAGAAAAUAAGUAAGUAUAAUAAUUUCGAUUGAUAGUUGGGUUAUGUUUUGAAAAUAAAUAAAAUUAAUUUUUACAGCAAUAAAUGGGAGCUAUUCAAACCUAAAACAAAUAUAUAUUGGCUUCAUUAUGUGUUGGAUAAAAUGUUGACUUCUGUACACUAUAAAAACACAAAACAGUCUAUUCACAAAACUGGACUGGAUAAUUUGCAAAAAUUAAAAGAUGCAAUAUUAUCAUUUGAAAGUGUAAAACUUUUUUCAGAAAGUGAUAUAAUUUUGAAUUUUUUGAAGUGA